Molecule: messenger RNA, 837 nt
Organism: Macrosiphum euphorbiae (potato aphid)
Lineage: Eukaryota; Metazoa; Arthropoda; Insecta; Hemiptera; Aphididae
Source: the annotation of a GenBank genome assembly
AUGCGGUGGAAUCACGAUCAAGAUUAUUUCUCCUUCAGCAUUCACAAUUUCAAAAUGAUCCCUACCAAACGUGGGGUGCUAUCCAUGAUCGCCAGAAUUUUCGAUCCCUUAGGACUGUUGGCGCCAGCAACAUUCUAUGCCAAGUCGAUCAUGCAACGAGUGUGGGUCGCACAGAUUGGUAGGGACGAUCAACUUCCAUCGGAUAUAGCUGAGGAUUGGUGUGAUUUCUAUCAGUCCUUAGGCUGGCUUGUCGGAAUUAAGAUUCCACGCUACAUCGGCUGCUCCGCUGGAUGUAGCUAUGAUUUGUGCGGUUUCUCUGACGCGUCCACGAAAGGAUACGCGGCGAUUGCUUACCUUCGUGUCACGGCCAAGUCAGGAAGUGUUGGUGUCUUUCUGCUCGGGUCCAAAACGAAGUUAGCUCCAAUGAAAACCUCCUCAAUUCCACGGCUCGAAUUGAGUGGAGUAGUGCUACUGGCUCUAUGGAUGGGAAGAAUUAAACGCGCUCUGGAACCCCACGUUGAGAUCUCGAAUAUCUUCGCCUGGUUGGACUCAACCAUUGUGCUCUCAUGGUUGAGCAACCCCCAUACCUCGUUCAAGACUUUCGUGUCUAACCGUAUCUUCCAAAUUCAAACCACCAUUCCUGCUUGCCAGUGGUUACAUGUUCGGUCGGAGUACAACCCUGCAGAUUGUGCUUCUCGAGGACUUCGCCCGUCUGAACUCAAGGAGGCGGCAUUGUACUGGAAGGGACCAAACUUUCUGUUAUCGAGUGUCGACAGUUGGUCAACGGGAAUCAUCAGGCUAAAUCUGGAUCAGCUGCCGGAAGUGCAGCCAGUGUAG